This is a messenger RNA of Scaptodrosophila lebanonensis, 1785 nucleotides long. Its product is annotated as threonylcarbamoyladenosine tRNA methylthiotransferase. Gene Ontology annotation, cellular component: endoplasmic reticulum. Gene Ontology annotation, biological process: tRNA methylthiolation. Gene Ontology annotation, molecular function: 4 iron, 4 sulfur cluster binding; tRNA (N(6)-L-threonylcarbamoyladenosine(37)-C(2))-methylthiotransferase activity. The transcript has a single exon. Bases 68 to 1741 code for a protein of 557 amino acids. NCBI's taxonomy places the organism in Eukaryota, Metazoa, Arthropoda, Insecta, Diptera, Drosophilidae. The record is from RefSeq and is a predicted model, not a curated record.
AGCAUGAAGAAAGAGGAAGCGCUUACAACAUCUGGACUGGCCACAUGUGCCGCUAUAAGGAAUAAAAAUGAUGGAAUUGGAUUUGCCGGGACAGGAUAUAGACGAUAUCGAAGAUCUCAUAUCUGCCACUGACAUAAAACCGAAGGAACGCUAUCAGAACAAGAAGAGCGUUACAGUGCGCGUUAAAAGAAAACCUAAAAUAGAUGUUAACGCCGACGCAGAUACAGAGACGGCUGUGAAGGCAAAAACAAUACAUGAGAGCGUAAUUCCAGGCACCCAGAAGGUAUUUGUAAAGACAUGGGGUUGCGCGCACAACAACUCCGACUCGGAAUACAUGGCAGGCCAGCUGGCAGCUUAUGGCUAUAAUCUUACAGCCCGAAAAGAAGACGCCGACUUAUGGCUCCUGAACAGCUGCACAGUAAAAAACCCUUCAGAGGACACUUUUCGCAAUGAGAUCGAGUCAGGCAUGCGAAACGGUAAACAUGUCGUUGUAGCGGGCUGUGUGCCGCAGGGUGCGCCAAAGUCGGAUUACUUGCGCGGUCUUUCAGUGAUUGGUGUACAGCAGAUCGAUCGCGUUGUCGAGGUGGUGGAGGAGACACUGAAGGGCCAUAGUGUGAGGUUACUGCAAAGCAAGAAGGUGGAUGGGCGACGUGUGGCCGGCGCGCGAUUAGCGCUUCCGAAGGUGCGAAAAAAUCCGCUUAUUGAGAUCAUAUCGAUCAACAGCGGGUGUCUCAAUCAAUGCACCUACUGCAAGACAAAGCAUGCACGUGGCGACCUUGCGAGCUAUCCGCCUCCAGAAAUUGUGGAGCGUGCUCGGCAAUCGUUUGCCGAGGGUUGCUGUGAAAUUUGGUUAACAUCAGAGGAUACAGGUGCCUAUGGGCGCGAUAUUGGCAGCUCGUUGCCCGAACUGCUUUGGCAAUUAGUAGAAGUAAUACCGGAACAUUGUAUGCUGCGCGUGGGAAUGACAAAUCCACCGUACAUUCUGGAACAUCUCGAGGAGGUGGCCAAAGUGCUACAGCAUCCGCGAGUAUAUUCCUUUCUGCAUGUGCCGGUGCAGAGCGGCAGCGACCAUGUAUUGGGUGAGAUGAAGCGUGAAUAUUGCCGCAAAGACUUUGAGCACGUGGUCGACUUCCUGAGAGCCCGUGUACCGGGUCUGACCAUAGCUACAGACAUCAUUUGCGGCUUCCCCACUGAGACGGAGCAGGACUUCGAAGAAACAAUGACGCUGUGCGAAAAGUACCGCUUCCCCAGUCUUUUUAUCAAUCAAUUCUUUCCACGUCCCGGUACACCGGCUGCCAAAAUGGAGCGCAUACCCGCUAACCUGGUAAAAAAGCGCACCAAACGGUUAACCGAUCUCUUCUACAAAUACGAACCGUACGCUGGGCGAGAGGGGCAAGUGUACACAGUGCUAGUGACCGAAAUAUCGCACGACAAGCAGCACUAUGUGGGCCACAACAAAAGCUACGAACAGGUGCUGUUGCCCAUGCGUGAUAAUCUCCUGGGCACAGCGGUGCGAGUGCGCAUUACGGGAACUAGCAAGUUUAGCAUGAAUGCCGAGAUUCUGGACGAUGAGCAGGAGUGGACGCGUUGUGCAAAAAAACAGAUUGAUGAGAAAGAUGGAAUAGACGCUUCGUCCCUGCGCAAAGAGAGAUUGCUACAACGCUACGUGGGAAUAGCUCUGUUAAUUGGUAGUGUGGCCUUCCUGCUACAGUUGUUGAUCAAGAUUCUCUUAAGCAAAUAAACCGUACACAUGAUUUCGAAAUAUCUGAAUGUUGUAUAAUUUAA